AUGCUGCCAGCACGCUUGACCCGCAGCUGCCUACGCAGCUGCAGCGGCCUCCACUCCGCCCGCACCUUCAGCACCUCCUCUAUCGUCCGCAGCGCCGACAACCCCAUCCCCGCCAACGACCCCAAAGACCGUUCCACACCUUCGCCCGUCAGCAGCACCAAUGCCAUGCCCUUGAGCAGCGAAGGCAACAUGGACAAGCCGUUGCAAGAGUCUGUUGCCGAGGGUGAGGAGCGCAGAACCAUGCAAGCACCCAACAGAGAAGGUGUUUGGAGCCGCAGCCAGCAGGCUAGAGAGAAGGCUAUGGUUGGACCUAGAUUCGAGCAGAUGAUCAUGUAUGAUCAGCCUCGCCCUAUGGCAGCCAUCGAGCUCAUCCACAAGCAACCCGUCCGCUGGGUCAAGGAGCGCACCGUCAAGUGCGACGGCGGCGGCGGUCCCCUCGGCCACCCUCGCAUCUUCAUCAACGUCGACAGACCCCAAAUAUGCUGGUGCACCUACUGCGGUCUUCCUUACGUGAGUCUCCACACAUCAGACCCUUUGUCCGCAGAAAACCAACAACGUGCAAUUCUAACGUUGUUUUUUUCCAAAAACAGGNCCAAGGAGUCCAACCGCAAGAUGCUCGAGUCUCUGCCUUCGACUUCCUACCCUCUUGAGCCUACUGGACACGAGGCAGAGGUUCCCAAGGGAUACCAGAGCAACACUGGAAAGCCUUUGGAACAGCGAUAG
Aureobasidium musti is the source of this 723-nucleotide messenger RNA. Lineage: Eukaryota; Fungi; Ascomycota; Dothideomycetes; Dothideales; Saccotheciaceae. The record is from the annotation of a GenBank genome assembly.